Molecule: messenger RNA, 429 nt
Organism: Stylonychia lemnae
Lineage: Eukaryota; Ciliophora; Spirotrichea; Sporadotrichida; Oxytrichidae
Source: the annotation of a GenBank genome assembly
AUGUUUAAACCAGUUUAAGGAGAGGAAUUAUCGCAAUACGAUCCAGAGACAAUUGAGCUCUAUAGAAGAAGACCAGCUGACCAGACUUAUACGAAGUUGCUGCUUAGAAUGCCUAGAAUUGCAAGAAAUCAUCUUCCUGUCUACCUAGAUAAGAACUCUCAGCUAGCUAAAGACAUUGAGCAAAACAACAAAACAACUCCUUUGAAAUUAUUAGCAGGAUUUGUCUUCUUCUCGUGGGCUGUGAAGUAAUUUACCAAGAUUCACUAUCCUUACGGUAUCAUCUAUCAAAGAUCAAGAAGAACAUCAUGGAGCUCAUAUGUUCUCCAAAGAGCUCCCCUCACUGUAUUCUGUCUAGGCUCUAUCUAUCUCAUCAAAGAAUACCCAAGAUAAUUCAGAGCUGACCUCACCUCAGAUGACGAGCCAUUAUGA